Messenger RNA from Microdochium trichocladiopsis, 866 nucleotides. RefSeq lists its product as uncharacterized. The record is from RefSeq and is a predicted model, not a curated record. The coding region runs from base 124 to 780 and encodes 218 amino acids. NCBI's taxonomy places the organism in Eukaryota, Fungi, Ascomycota, Sordariomycetes, Xylariales, Microdochiaceae. The transcript has 3 exons.
CCCACAGUUUCCCACUUCAAAUGCUGUAGUUGUUAUCUUCGCCCAGAUUUUUUGCUGAACUGUUGGCGUCAAUUUUGUUCCUCCCAAGUCUAUGCUCUGCGUCUGAGGCCUGCACGCGCAGAUAUGGAGCAGUCCAUGAGCCCCGAAGACCUGAAGGCGGAUAUUGGCUCUUCCCUGCAGGGUACCACUACGGCGCUGCUCGCGCUGGCUACCCUUUUCUCCGGGUUGAGGUUUUGGGCGCGGUAUGCCUUGAGGGCGUCGUUUGGCAGCGACGAUUGGAUGGUGGUUGGGGCAUUGGUUUCGGUGUUUGUUACGGGUGCCAUAAACUACGCUAUGAUCUCAUAUGGCCUCGGUCGCCACGCUGGGACAUUGUCACAGGACGACCUGGUCUCGUUCUUCAAGCUGCUCCUCGCCUUUGAGUGCGUAUAUGUCACGGCCGUGAUGAUGGUGAAGCUCGCAGUGCUGGCGAUGUAUCUGCGUAUCUUCCCAUCCCACGGCUUCAGAACCGGGGCGGCUAUGAUUGCCAGCAUCGUCGUCGCAUGGUGGAUCGCAAUCGUUGCAGUCUGCAUCUGGCAGUGCAAUCCCAUCAAGAAGGCUUGGCUGCCGUGGAUUGAGGGCACUUGCAUCAACCUGAAGGCCUCCUUCAUCGGCAACGCCAUUCCGAACAUCCUCACCGACGUGGCUAUCCUCGCCAUGCCAGUCGGACAAGUCUGGAAGCUGCAGGUUACUCUCGCGCAGAAGGCAUCGUUGCUCUUCAUUUUUUUGUUGGGAGGCUUGUGAGUCCAUUUCCAGGCGACACGCUCCUACCUUCUGGUGUGACGACACGCUGACUUUGGCUCACAGUGUCCUGUUCGCCUCCAUCUACA